UAAAAGUCUAAAACACACGACGCGAACCUGGCGGCAGUUACGAGCAUCGCCCUUUAGCCAGUGUAGGCGUUAGGCGAUCGCAGUCUUUAGUCUCUUUACAUUCGUGGUCUGUGGUUGCAAUGACUUUCAAGGCUUUAUGCUUAGAGCUGUUGUUGGCAAGUGUUCUUGUUGAAGCUUUUAAAAGCGAACUUGCAAGUAAUUUCAGUCCAUAUUGUUCGUAUGUUGAUAAGACCCUUAAACACGUUAUCGGGAAGCUUAAGGAAUUCAUUAGAAAGUUACACAGGUUAAAGAGAAAACAAAAAGUUGGUUUUGAACCUUUAGGUAGUUCUGUUACUAACUGUGUAAGGUUACUUGAAGAAUUUGUGGGCAGCCUUAAGGAUGCAAACAUGACGGCAUUACCAAAUUUUUAUUACCAAAUCAUGCAACUUGUUGAAAACUAUGCAAAACUUCUAGUAUUUCAAUCUGAAUGUGGACAUUCAGCUUUGCAGGUGCUAGAUUAUGAGCACAAACUUUCUUGUUUUCUAAAUGGUUUAACCACAUGCAGUAUCAGAAUUCAAGUCGAUCAUUACCAACAUCACUCUCCAGUUAUUUUGGUAAAGUUGUGUACAAAUCCACUUUUUUCAGCCAGCCGACAUAUAUCUGGAAAGUGUGACAUCAUUGAAAAUAAGGAUUGUGUUAAUCUCGAAUCCGCCGUUGUUGUACCGGAAACCCCCCCAAGAUGCCCCCAUCAACCCGCCUGUGAUGGAAUGGCUACGGUACGCGGGAUAGGUUUACUUUCAUGGAGGCGCUUAUUUCCGAUGUUGGCACCUGUGCGUCCUGUACGGUUAAUGAGUGGGCGUUGGACCAUACUGCGAUCUACCAAUACCUCUGAAGACGAAUUACCUCAAAAAUCGAACGAAUAUACAGCAACAUUCCAGAACGAACUCCAGAAAAAGCUCUGUAGUUCGUUGUCUACAGACUGUGUGGAUGAAAGAAAAAUUGUGUCGAGAAAAUCGUUAUUUCCGAAACGGAAACUGCCAACUGUAUUUAUGGUCACCGAUUCGCUUUUUUCUACCCCUAAGAAACAAAAGACCAUUGAAAAUGUAGAUUGCGAGUUGACUAUGAGUAAAGAAUGGAUGUACAGCAUCUUGUAGAAAUUCCGGUUUUUAGUGGAGUGAGAGAGCUGAGUCUAAGCAUUGUCAUAGUUUUGUUUUGAUCAGGUGAAUUAGUUUCAACCAAGUAGCUGCUGUCAUUUUCUUGUUAAUGUAUCAUUGGAGCUGAAACAGUUAUAAUGUCUCAGACAUUGGUUACGAUUAUACGGGUCUGUCCAGUAUCCACCAGCAUGAUUUGAAACAAUUGAAAUCCUAAUCCAAAGAUUAAUAAUGUAAUCAUAGUUCCAAGAAGCACUGUUGUUUUUCGGAUUUCAGGUAGAUUAGGUGUUCAGCCGACUCUUUUUAUGCGAGUGAAGUUCUUUGCGACGUGUGAAAAGAUAACUUGGCCGUGGCUAUAUCGCCUAUAAGGCAUGUUUCCCGCAAUAAAAGAAAACAAAAUGGCA
Messenger RNA from Daphnia magna, 1534 nucleotides. RefSeq lists its product as uncharacterized. The coding region runs from base 120 to 1133 and encodes 337 amino acids. Lineage: Eukaryota; Metazoa; Arthropoda; Branchiopoda; Diplostraca; Daphniidae. The record is from RefSeq and is a predicted model, not a curated record. The transcript is spliced from 7 exons.